UCUGUUUAGCCCAAAGGUGGGCUAAACCGAAAGCAGAUAGCAGAACGCGUUCGAUUUUUUUGUCGUAGAACACAGCAAAACAGUAGUUUAGACCGCUAUUAUGUGAUAACCUCUUACAAACCAAACAUGGCUUGCAGUAAGGAACAAAGAGAAGAUGAAAUCUCCCAGCUGUGUGGUCGAUUACUUGAAUACACGGUCGGGACUUACGAGACGUUCCAUGACGCCAGGGAGGGCGAGAUGGAAGGUUGUCGCCUAAAUAUCUCGAUCUUUGGUAUGACUGGCUCUGGAAAAUCAGCUCUGAUUAAUACUAUCUUCAAGUCAUUGGAUAGCAAGUCGGAGCAUAUGGCUACAACUCAGGACGCUGGAAAGGAAGGUACUAAGAUGCUAGACUCUUAUGCUGUUCCGAAGACCCAAAUAACGCUCUUCGACACUCCUGGAUUCUUCGAGUUGGACAGAACGGAGGAAGGGGAGCUGUUUCGCAUCCUGUUUGGAAUUGAACAGCCAGGAGAAUAUUUGACCCGAGGUAGCACGGGCGCUCAAAAGGCAGACGCCGCUGGCGUUGCUGCUUACAGACUCAAGAAGCCACCAAUUGUCGACCAGAUGCACGUGAUACUGUGGGUUAUAAAAGCUGUUGAUAUCAGGUUUCAAAUGGGACAAUACAGAGAAAAAAUCAAGUUUGUUCAAGACCAGCUAAAACAAGCAAGUGAGUAGUCAGUAAAGCUAAAGACGGGUCCUGAGGGGGUUUUUCCAAAAGAAAUGUAAGGUUGCAUUUCACUACACCACACUCAUCA
Messenger RNA from Orbicella faveolata, 791 nucleotides. RefSeq lists its product as uncharacterized. NCBI's taxonomy places the organism in Eukaryota, Metazoa, Cnidaria, Anthozoa, Scleractinia, Merulinidae. Gene Ontology annotation, molecular function: GTP binding. The record is from RefSeq and is a predicted model, not a curated record.